AUGGGAUCUAGAGAUUGGUUCUCCAACUUUAUGAACAGAAAUCCAACAUUGUCAAUUAGAGUGCCAGAGGCCACAAGUCACGCUAGGGCCGUGAACUUUAACAGAGUCAACGUUACAAAAUUCUUUGAUAAUUUAUCUAAAGUUAUGGAUAAAUAUCAUUUUGAAGCCGCCAACAUAUACAAUGUAGAUGAGACGGGGGUUACCACAGUGCAAAAACCGAGUAAAAUUGUUUCAACUAAGGGCACUAAGCAAGUCGGGGCGGUAACUUCUGGUGAAAGGGGAACGUUAGUUACCCUUUGUGCAGCUGUAAAUGCUAUAGGCAACGCUAUUCCUCCCAUGUUUAUAUUCCCUAGGAAGAGAUUCAAACCAUUUUUCAUGACCGGGGCUCCAACUGGUUCAAUCGGAGAAGCCAAUGGUUCUGGCUGGAUGGACACAGACACAUUCUUCACCUAUAUAAAACAUUUUGCCAAAUAUAGUAAACCUUCACAAGAAAAUAAAAUCCUCCUGCUUCUCGACAAUCAUAGAUCACAUUUAGGGCUAAAAACUAUCGACUUCUGCAGAGACAACGGAAUCGUUCUUCUGUCAUUUCCGCCUCACACUUCGCAUAAAUUACAGCCCUUAGAUCGAAGUGUAUAUGGUCCACUAAAAACAUAUAUGAACAGUGCUAUGGACGCUUGGAUGAAAAAUCAUCCCGGACAGACCAUGGGGAUAUAUGACUUACCAGGACUUGUCGCCGAAGCAUUACCAAAAGCUACUACGCCAACUAACAUCCUUAGUGGAUUCAAAGUGUCGGGAAUAUUUCCUUUUAAUAGAGAUGUGUUUCAAGACUACGAGUUUUCACCCUCUCUACCGACUGACACCCCUUUAACCACCAACCUAUACAACGCAGCAGAGAUCCCCCAAUUAGUUCAAACUGACCCUAUUCCAUCAACAUCACGAGAAUCUGAUCAUAUCAUUGGCAAUAAAACACCAACGAAAAUAGAUACUCACCAAAUAGACGCAUUAAACAAUUCCAAAGAAUUAUUGGAAACAAUUCGGCCCUUUCCAAAGGUUCCAUUAAAUCUCAAGAAAAAAGUUAUAAGGAAAAAGAGAUCAACGGCAAUACUAACUGAAACACCUGAGAAGAUGGCACUUGAGGAAGAGGCAUCCAAACUUCGAAAAAAGAACGCUGAGAAAGUAAAGAGAAAGGUGUAUAAGAAAAAAAGUGUAGUUUCUAGUUCAUCGGAUGAGGACGACGCAGUAUGUCUGUAUUGCCUAAAGCCCUACUCCAAUGACAAGCGUGGUGAGGAGUGGAUACAGUGUCAAUCCUGCAAGAGCUGGUGCCAUUCGGACUGUAGAGAUGAAGAGGAUAGCUUUUUCUUCUAUUGCAUCAACUGCAGAGAUUAA
Messenger RNA from Photinus pyralis (common eastern firefly), 1386 nucleotides. RefSeq lists its product as uncharacterized. The transcript has a single exon. The record is from RefSeq and is a predicted model, not a curated record. The coding region runs from base 1 to 1386 and encodes 461 amino acids. Gene Ontology annotation, molecular function: DNA binding. Gene Ontology annotation, cellular component: nucleus. NCBI's taxonomy places the organism in Eukaryota, Metazoa, Arthropoda, Insecta, Coleoptera, Lampyridae.